AUGAACAUCAGCAACACAACACAUUGCCCUCCAGAAGUCCAGCCUGUCUGCCUCGCUGUCGUCCUCUGCGUGGUCUACAUGAUUGGACUCAUCCUUAAUGGCUUUAGCCUGUGGGUCUUCGUCAUCCGGAUUUCCAGAUGGAGUGCCGGCACGGUUUUGCAGUUUAAUUUAGCAAUAAGUGAUGCAAUUGCCUGUCCUGCCACCGCACUCAUGGCUGCUUACUUUGCCAGGGGAAACAACUGGGAGUUUGGCCGCUUUCUGUGUGAUUUGAAGAUAGCUCUGUUUGCUGCUCACUUCUACGGUAGCAUCACUUUCCUCACCUUAAUCAGCAUAUAUCGGUAUGUUGUAGUAGUUCACUUCAGGCGAGCUUCUCCUAUGAAAAGCAAAAGUUUUGUGAAGAAACUUUGUCUUGGAGUGUGGGGGAUUUUGCUGCUGAAUGCCCUUGUCUAUGGGUUUCUGCUUCCUGUUACUACUGAGGAUGGGCACAAGCAAUGUCUUUCCAUUCAUCAAAAUGAGCUUAUUGAUGUGUACCUCAUCAUUAACUUUGUACUUUUGAUUUUCGGGUUUCUUUUGCCUUUUGCUGUAGCCCUGGUUUGCUACAGCUGUCUGGCUCGAUCUGUAACCCGUAUCAGCGUGAACUCUCAGCAUGGUCAGUCAAUCAAGAUAAAAUCACUGAGGAUGAUCGGAAUAUGUCUGAUUAUUUUUGGACUUUGCUUCCUGCCACUUAAUGCCGCAAGGACUGUUGGAGUAGUGGUUAAGAAGUUCUACCCUGGACACUGCAAGCUUCUGUUAGGAGCAGAAACAGCGUAUUAUAUAUCCUACAUAGUGGCGGGAAUUAACUGCUGCUUGGACCCUUUAAUUUAUUUCUUCGGCUCACGUGAAUUUAAUAGAGCUUUUAAAAGAUCUUUGAAACAGAUAACUGGUCAACAGGAAAGAGAAAACAACAGUGAAUCAGAAACGGCGAGCUGCACUAUAAAUAAAAAUGCUGUCUAUACAAUUUCCACUUCAAUCUGA
Trichomycterus rosablanca is the source of this 1014-nucleotide messenger RNA. Its product is annotated as P2Y purinoceptor 2-like. Gene Ontology annotation, molecular function: G protein-coupled receptor activity. The record is from RefSeq and is a predicted model, not a curated record. The transcript has a single exon. Gene Ontology annotation, cellular component: plasma membrane. The coding region runs from base 1 to 1014 and encodes 337 amino acids. Lineage: Eukaryota; Metazoa; Chordata; Actinopteri; Siluriformes; Trichomycteridae. Gene Ontology annotation, biological process: G protein-coupled receptor signaling pathway.